AUGCAAGGUAAUUUUAUUAUUUUUUGUUCAAAAAACAUUCAACUUUUCAGGUGUUUAUCAUUUUCAAAAUCAACCAGCUGCAUUAUUCGGAAAUAUUGAUGAAGAAUCUGAAAAGAAUCGAUAUUGUAAAUUACAUAUUCAAACAUGGGUUUAUAUUCAUUCUGGUGUUAGUAUUUUCAUAUCUCUGAUUGGUAUUUCAAUUGGUAUAUUAUUUCUAUUCAAAACAGAAUGGCAUGAAAAACUAGUAAUGUAUCGAUUGGUUCUUAUUUAUAUUCGACGAGCAAAUGCUGAAAAAUACUGGAUUAUGUAUCGCACAUUUUUUGGUUGUUGGAUAUUAAUUCAUUUCAUACAUAUGAUUACAAUUGUUAUCACGAUUUUCGCAACUCAAAAAUCAAGUACAAUUCUUCUGAAGCCUCAAUUAACUGUCCUAAUUUUACAAGUUGGUCUACUGAUUUUGGCAUUAUCUGGAAUUUUCAUAACGAGUAUUACAUCAAAAUUUACAUGGGAUAUUCUUUCAAUCGUUAUUUUUCAACUGCUUUUUGUAAGGUUAGUUUUUUUUCGGGGCGGAAUUUGAAAUUUGAUUGAGUUUGACUAUGAAAUUUUGAAUUGCAAUGUUUCCAGUUCAAAUCUGAUUCUUCUCACUGAAUAUCACCGUUUUCUUGAUGAAAAAUUGAAAGCAUUGCGGGAACUAUUAUUAGGUCAAGCUAAAACUGUGCAUUUUAAGGAUCAUUCAAGUUCUUCAUAG
Molecule: messenger RNA, 745 nt
Organism: Caenorhabditis angaria
Lineage: Eukaryota; Metazoa; Nematoda; Chromadorea; Rhabditida; Rhabditidae
Source: the annotation of a GenBank genome assembly